AUGCCGGUGAUGAGUCCGUCCUUGUGUAUUGGUGCAAAACAGCUUGUGUACCUUCCUCCUCCUAAUCGGAAUUAUUUUCAGCGAAAGCGUACAAGAGUAUCUAUGCAACUUCAACCAUGGAGCCAAAGAAAUUUUCCUUCUAUUAAGGCAGUUCUCUCAUGUAACGCUGCGCUGAAUUCAAAAUGCAGUCAAGGGCAAACACAGACUCUUACCCGGGAAGCACCAACAAUCACACAAGCUCCUAAUACCAAUUACGACGGUAUGAUCUGUCACGAAUCUAGCCAAUGUCGAACUGAAAGGAUAAAUCGAGCAAGAUUGAUGAUGGUGGAAGCGGAAUAA
Arabis nemorensis is the source of this 339-nucleotide messenger RNA. The record is from the annotation of a GenBank genome assembly. Lineage: Eukaryota; Viridiplantae; Streptophyta; Magnoliopsida; Brassicales; Brassicaceae.